Molecule: messenger RNA, 800 nt
Organism: Thamnophis sirtalis
Lineage: Eukaryota; Metazoa; Chordata; Lepidosauria; Squamata; Natricidae
Source: RefSeq, a predicted model, not a curated record
UUUUUUGCUGAAUUGUAAAACUACAUUUAGUGAUGGAAACCAGUUGGACUGUACAUCUGCUGCCUCUCUUAGCUCUGACAUUGGCUUUUGUCACAGCUGUUCCAGAUGAAAAAGACGGAAAUUGGUCCAGUGAAAUGGAAGCUAAGAACCUGCAUCAAGCAAUACUAGGUGUAACGAACAAUAAAAUCAUGACAGCACAGUUUGAAUGCUAUCAGAAAAUUAUGCAAACUACUGAAGAAUAUGAAGGUCCACAUUGCAACAGAACAUGGGAUGGUUGGUUAUGCUGGGAAACUACUCCAGCAGGACAAACUGUAGAACAAAACUGUCCAGACUACUAUCAGGACUUUGACCCUUCAGAAAAAGUUUAUAAGAUCUGUGAAGAAAGCGGACACUGGUUUGUGCACCCUGAGAGUAAUAGAAUUUGGACAAACUUUAGCCUUUGCACUCAUCAGAUGCAAUAUAAAUUGCAGGUUGGAUGCAAAGUGGCACAAUUCAUUCAGUUUUACUUCAUGGUUUGCAAUUACUUCUGGAUGCUCUGUGAAGGGAUUUACUUGCAUACUCUGAUUGUGGUGGCUGUAUUUGCAGAAAAGCAGCAUUUACUUUGGUAUUACCUCCUUGGAUGGGGCUUCCCGUUGAUACCUUCCUGCAUACAUGCUGUAGCCAGAAGCUUAUAUUACGAUGACAACUGCUGGAUCAGUUCAGAGACUCAUCUGCUGUACAUCGUCCAUGGUCCUAUUUGCGUUGCUCUUUUGGUAUGAACUUUUAAAAACAGUUUCUUUCUUCUUCUUCUCCUCCUCCUC